Tarenaya hassleriana is the source of this 4495-nucleotide messenger RNA. Its product is annotated as enhancer of mRNA-decapping protein 4-like. Gene Ontology annotation, cellular component: P-body. The coding region runs from base 25 to 4305 and encodes 1426 amino acids. Gene Ontology annotation, molecular function: protein binding. Gene Ontology annotation, biological process: deadenylation-independent decapping of nuclear-transcribed mRNA. The transcript is spliced from 12 exons. NCBI's taxonomy places the organism in Eukaryota, Viridiplantae, Streptophyta, Magnoliopsida, Brassicales, Cleomaceae. The record is from RefSeq and is a predicted model, not a curated record.
GGCGAGGGAAAAAGCUUACUUUAUAUGGUUCAUCAAGAUAUAUACCAUACCAUUUGCAAAGCAAUUAUCUUACGGAUCCUAUUUUUGGAAUGUAAAGGGUCUUCUCCAGUAUCUUUACAUACAUUGUGUCCCGUUGUAUCUAUCGAUUCAACAAACCUUAGCUCCGGCGAUCUUGAAUCUGCAAAACCCAUGGCGUCUUCACCUGGUAACACUAACCCUUACCCUCCUCCGUUCGAUGUCAGUAAUUUCAUCAAACCCUCUCCAAACCCUUAUCCUACGCCCCCGGCUUCUUAUCCUCCACCCGCCGGACCUUUCCUUCACAACCAGUACCACCAGCAGCUCUAUAUGCCUCCCGGAAUCUCCGGUCAACCAUCUCCGGCGUCCUCCGCGGCGACUCAGACGCAACAAGAGCCGCCUCCGGCUUCCUCCUCGUCCGCUGCUAACCUGCACCCGCAGAGAUCGCUUUCGUAUCCUACUCCACCUCUCAACCUUCAAUCGCCUCAAGCGAACCACAACCCUGGUACGCAAAUCCUCGCUCUCCUCAACAAUAACAAUGGGGGAAGCGGCAACAACGGCGCCACGGCCAAUCAAGAUCCGUCGCUUCUACUGUCGGGACUGCAUCCACACGAGAUUGCACGGCCGUUCCCGGGUGGUUCGGUUCCAGUCCGUGCCCAGAGCCGCAAGAUGCCCAAAGGAAGGCGCUUGGUCGGUGAACAUGCUGUGUACGAUGUGGACGUGAGAUUGCAGGGAGAGAUUCAACCGCAACUCGAGGUGACUCCGAUUACCAAAUACGGGUCGGAUCCCCAGCUCGUAGUGGGUCGACAAAUCGCUGUGAAUAAGGUCUAUAUAUGCUACGGUCUGAAGGGAGGGAACAUUCGGGUUCUCAACAUAAACACCGCAUUGAGAUCUUUGUUCCGAGGCCAUACUCAGAGAGUAACGGACAUGGCAUUCUUUGCUGAGGAUGUCCACCUGUUGGCUAGCGUUAGCCUAGAGGGAAAAGUUUUUGUAUGGAAAAUUUCUGAGGGGUCAGAAGGAGAGGAUCAACCCCAGAUUACCGGAGGAAUAGUUCUUGCUGUUCAAAUACUAGGGGAGGAGGAUGCAAAGCAUCCACGUGUGUGUUGGCACUGUCACAAACAGGAAAUUUUGGUGGUUUCAAUUGGAAAACAUUUAUUGCGGAUUGAUACUACCAAAGUUGGCAAAGGUGUAGUGCAUUCGGCAGAGGCACCUCUUCAGUGUCCCCUUGAUAAGCUGAUUGAUGGCAUCCAGCUUGUUGGCAAACAUGAUGGAGAAAUUACGGAUUUGUCAAUGUCCCAGUGGAUGAAAACUCGCUUGGUUUCUUCUUCAGUGGAUGGCAUGAUUAAGAUAUGGGAAGACCGUAAAGCACAACCACUUGCAGUUUUAAGGCCACAUGAUGGCCAUCCGGUCAAUUCAGCCACAUUCAUGACAGCUCCUGAGAGACCUGAUCACAUCAUACUUAUCACAGGGGGUUCUCUAAAUCGAGAAAUGAAAAUCUGGGUCUCAGAUGGUGAAGAAGGGUGGCUCAUACCUACUGAUGCUGAAUCAUGGAAGUGCACCCAGACACUUGACCUACAGAGUUCAGCUGCGCCACGAGCUGAAGAGGUGUUUUUCAACCAAGUUAUAGCAUUGUCUCAAGCUGGCCUGCUUUUACUUGCAAAUGCAAAAAGGAACGCCAUUUAUGUUGUGCACUUGGGCUAUGGUUCUUGUCCAGUUGAGACAAGGAUGGAUUACUUGGCAGAAUUUACAGUCACUAUGCCUAUAUUGAGUUUUACAGGGACAGAUGAUCCUCCUGAAGAGCACAUUGUUAAGGUUUACUGUGUUCAGACUCAAGCUAUCCAACAAUAUACUUUAGACUUAUGCCAGUGCCUGCCACCUCCUGUAGAGAACGUGGGUCUGGAGAAGUCAGAUUCAAGUGUCUCACGGGAGUUGAAUCCUGCUGGAGGCACGUCAGAUGCAUCUGGACAGAAGCCUACCGAAAUACCUCCAGCUGACUUGAUGCCCAAACAAUCUGUUCAAGUAGGUAGAUCGGAAAGUGCAAAUGCCAUUAGGUUUUCAGGGAGCUCUGCUUCAAUUGAAACCACAGCACAAGAAGUUGCUCCGACCAAUGGUGAACCUAAAACUUCUGGCCUGGUAUCUGCAACCAGUGAUACUGAUAUUAGGUAUGCUCCUUCUCCACCACUUCCUCUUAGUCCUAGGUUGUCCCGGAAACGUUCUGGUUGUCAUGCUCCAGGAAAUACCUUUGAGUCAGCAGUACCUCAGGUUGAUCUCGGUGGUAAACCACCAGCCACUGAUUAUUCUGUUGACAGUCAAAUGGAGGCUAAUGUGUCCUCUGCUGAUGAUGGCUCGAGGAGGAAUGAUGACAAAGUCACACACGAUGAUGCAUUUGUAAUUCGAAACCAACCGGUUGUUUUCAAACAUCCCACUCAUCUUGUAACUCCUUCGGAGAUAUUGAUGGGUGUUUCAUCUGCUGAAGCUACCAGUAUUACUGAGGGCAAGAGAGAUAGAGAUGCAAAUGUUCAGGAUGUUGUGAAUACUGAUGUGGGAAGCGCAGAGGUGGAUGUUGAAGAAGCAGGUGAAGGGAGAUCAUCUCAGAAUGACGAAGUUAACUAUCAGGAAGAAACUGAGAACCGUAUUUCAGAAAACAUAGAAAAAAUAUUCUGCUCCCAGGCCUCAAAUCUCAGCACUGAAAUGGCAAGAGACCGUCAUGCUGUUAUGGAGGAGAGUUAUGUUCCUGAGGAAUCACAAACACGUGGCCAAUCUUCAGAAGCUGGGGAGGAAGGAGGACGUGAUGCAAGAAGCGCAUCUGGAAAAUUUCCUGAGGCUUCACCAUCUGCGCUGCCAAAGCCAUCAGCUUCAAAUAACAAAGGGAAGAAACAGAAGGGUAAAAGUUCACACGGUUCCAGUUUGUUGUCUACAUCGUCAAAUGCUACCAGUCUGGCAGACUCUUAUAAUGAAGGUCAGAACUCAAGUCUUCCAACUAUAGAGUCACUACUGCCUCAGCUCCUAGUUAUGCAAGAGACAAUGAAUCAGCUAAUGUCUUCACAGAAGGAGAUGCAGAGACAACUAUUGAAUGCUGUCAAUGGUCCUAUCAGUAAAGAAGGUAAAAGACUAGAAGUGGCUUUAGGAAGAAUGAUCGAGAAAGUCACCAAGGCGAACGCUGAUGCUUUAUGGGCUCGUUUUCAAGAGGAGGCAGCUAAAAAUGAAAAAAGAGUGCGUGAUCACACACAGCAAAUAGUAAAUGCAAUGACGAACUUCAUGAACAAAGAAUUGAAUGAUGUGUUUGAGAAAGUGGUAAAGAAAGAAUUUGCUGCAAUAGGACCUGCUAUAGUUCGUGCAGUAACACCAGCUAUUGAGAAAACAACAUUGUCAGCCAUCACUGAGUCCUUCCAGAGAGGAAUCAGUGAUAAAGCAAUCAAUCAACUCGACAAAUCUGUUAAUUCAAAGCUUGAAGCUACCAUAGCCAGACAAAUUCAAGCUCAAUUUCAGACAUCUGGCAGGCAAGCCCUCCAGGUUCGCGAGGCUCUCAGGUUCAGUCUGGAAGCUUCGAUUAUCCCUGCCUUUGAGAUGUCAUGCAAGAACAUGUUUGAGCAAGUAGAUUCUACUUUCCAGAAAGGGUUUGGUGAGCACACAGGUGCUGCCCAGCAACAGUUUGAAUCAGCACAUUCUCGGCUCGCGCACACUUUAAGGGAAACCAUUAAUUCUGCUUCCUCAGUAGCACAAACCUUAAAUUGUGAACUAGCCGAUGGUCAGAGGAAACUUAUAGCUCUUGCAGCUGCUGGAGCUAACCCGGGUGCAACAAAUGCCUUGGUUACUCAACUAAGCAACGGACCUUCGGGUGCCCUCCUUGAAAAGGUUGAGGCACCUCUGGACCCAACUACAGAAUUAUCUCGGAUGGUAUCAGAGCGCAAAUACGAGGAAGCUUUCACAUCUGCUCUACAAAGGAGUGAUGUCUCUAUUGUCUCCUGGCUAUGCUCACAGGUGGAUCUUCAUGGGCUACUGGCAAUGGUGACGAUUCCGCUGAGCCAAGGGGUGCUUCUGUCACUUAUGCAGCAGCUGGCGUGCGACAUCAAUAAUGACACUUCCCGGAAGCUGAGUUGGAUGACGGAUGUUGCUGCGGUCAUAAACCCAGGAGAUCAGACGAUAGCGGUUCACGCCCGUCCUAUCCUCGAACAGGUGUACCAGAUCCUCCACCACCACCGCUCCACACCUGGCUUGACCGGAGCUGACCUAUCCUCCAUCCGCCUAGUAAUGCACGUCAUCAACUCCAUGCUCAUGAGCUGUAAAUAAAUGAUUAUGGUAAUUACGUCUGCUGCCCUUUUCUCAUCGUUCAUAUACGUACUUUGGUGUCUCUCUCAUCAUGUCUGAAGCAACCAACCUUUGGUUGUCUGGUAAAUGGUCAGGUGGAUUAAAACAUAGGAGUAUACGGUCUUUCUCUUCUCUGUAUUUGUAUUCGUUAGAUUUUGAUUCUCUUUCUUGU